Molecule: messenger RNA, 889 nt
Organism: Centruroides sculpturatus (bark scorpion)
Lineage: Eukaryota; Metazoa; Arthropoda; Arachnida; Scorpiones; Buthidae
Product: netrin-1-like
Exons: 6
Molecular function (GO): protein binding
Source: RefSeq, a predicted model, not a curated record
CGGCCUUGUUUUCUCACAGCCUGCGACUGCAACCUGCACGCCCGGAGGUGCCGCUUCAACAUGGAGUUGUACAAGCUAUCGGGGAGGACCAGUGGAGGCGUGUGUCUGGGGUGCCGACACAAUACCGCGGGCAGGUAUUGUCACUACUGCAAAGAAGGCUUCUACCGAGACACCUCCAAACCCAUCACUCAUCGUAAAGCCUGCAGAGCCUGCGAUUGUCACCCGGUUGGUUCUUCUGGCAAAACAUGCAACCAGACCAGUGGCCAGUGUCCCUGCAAGGACGGUGUGACGGGGGUCACCUGCAACCGGUGUGCCAACGGAUACCAGCAGAGCAGAUCGCCCGUGGCGCCGUGCAUCAAGAUACCGAAGGGGAUCGGCCGCAAAGACACUGGCAAGAACACAGGAAAGUGCGAUAAGUGCCGAGGCCCCGUCAAACGAGUCAACUUGAAAAAAUUCUGUCAGAGGGAUUACGUCUUUCAAGCUCGAUUUCAGUCGAAAAGCGGGGUUGGUCAAUGGCUGAGGUACGAGGUCCAGGUGCAACAGGUGUUCAAGGCAGGCCCCACCAAGCUACGACCCGGACUCAUCUAUCUUUGGUUAUCCGCAUCAGAUGUAGCGUGCAGAUGCCAUCCUUUACGACUACAGAAAUCCUACUUAAUUUUAGCUAACGAAUGGAUGGGAGCGAAGAGACGUGGAGGAUUGAGUCUGGCUUCGGACCACGUCGUCAUCGAAUGGAUGCAGGACUGGCAACGGAGAUUACGCAGAUACCAAAGGAGAGAGAGACAACAUCCACUCUGUAAAUACUAAAAUUGUUGCAAACGCGGCAACCGUUAUUCAUCAUUUGUCCGAAAAGAUAUUUGUAUUUGUCUACAAUAAAGUGUUUUCUGUUGUU